AGAUAUUCGUGGCGUCAAAAUGGAUAGACUGACGAGGAAUGGCAUCAGCAUUAAAGAGACAGAUCUGUUGGCCAACACCACUGGCAUCAAGUCAUACGUCGGGCAAAUUGAUUAUAGUCUGAGCGCCAAUCUAUUGAUGUGGAGAGUGAUUGAACCGGAAAAUGCAUUAUAUGUGAUGCCUAUUCAGCCCAGUGCUGAGAAUGUGUUGGGAAUCAAGAGGAAGAGCCUGUUGUUGAGGCUGAAUAAGUCGGCGUCAAUACGGCUGUCGAUCGAUUGGAUCCAUAAUCUGGUCUUUUAUAAUAUUGAAGACAAGAUCAUUGCGUUUAAUUUGACUCAACCAUUAUAUGGCUAUAUUGUGAUCAACGAAAUGAUCUUCAAUACGAUCCUCGAUUUGGCGGUCAAUCCCAUGGAUUCGCUGCUCUUUUGGAGCGUAUCUGACAAUAGUAUUAACAGAAGGGGAAGAAUAAUGAGGGCAUCGGAGGACGGAUCCAAUCAAACGGUUCUCAUUGACACCGACCUGAGAGAGCCCAUCGCUUUGGCCGUCGAUCUGGAGCUGAAGAGACUGUAUUGGAUCGAUAGACUGCUCUUUCAGUUUUAUUCCGUCGAUUUCAAUGGCAAUGAUAUGAAGAGUAUCUUAAAAUCGCACCAAUUAUUCAAAUUGUCUUAUUAUAUGACAAUAUUUGGAGAUGACAUCUAUUGGUCCAACUAUUUUCACAGCGCUAUCCUUAAGACCAAUAAGUUUGGUCUCAACGGAACUCAAAUCAAUUAUCUCAUCAAAACAGAGUCCGGUUCUGACAUCGAGUCCAUUGCAAUCAUUGAUCCCUCUCUUCAGCCCUUUUCCACAAACAGAUGCUUUCAAUCCAAAUGUUCACAUCUCUGUCUACCUAUCAAUCAAAGACAAUACCAUUGCGUUUGUCCACAGAUUAACUUUAAUACUCGUCUCUAUCCUAAUAUCAAUUGUAUAGAAUCUAUUCACACCAUUAGCGAGAGAUCAGAGUCUGGCAAUGAGUUAACAACGACUACUGAAGCAGCGACUCAGUUGUUGGCAUAA
Molecule: messenger RNA, 1051 nt
Organism: Medioppia subpectinata
Lineage: Eukaryota; Metazoa; Arthropoda; Arachnida; Sarcoptiformes; Oppiidae
Source: the annotation of a GenBank genome assembly